AUGGAGACUUUAAUCCCUACACUGCUGCUGGUCCUGGGUCUGAAGAGUCUUCUGAACUGGAUCCUGGUGCUGAUACAGAGACAUCAUGUGGUCCAGAGCUUCUCAGGGUUCUUCAGCGUUUCUCUGGCAGCGAUUGACACUCUCCUGACUUUUAUUCUUGCAGCCAUAUGCUUCUUGGAGGAUUUUUUCUUUUUGGGUUUGCGCUUUACAAAAUACCACAUAUGCCUGUUGAUCCAGAUCAUCUGCUUUAUCUAUGGUGUACUGCACUGGCCAGUCUUGCUACUGAUGGGACUUGAUCACUAUUGUACACUUUGUCCAAAUUCAGUUCACAUCCGCUGGGCAAGAAAACUGACCUAUGCGGUGGGAGUCAGUCUUCUUUGGAUUCUUGCUGUACUUUAUGUCUUCUUGCUGUCAGGUUUUUGCCCAGCGUUGGACGACGACUCUCAUCAAGCUCUACAGCGGUGUCAGGUCCUCAGCAGCCCUGAGAGCUAUCGCGUGUCUUUUGCCGUUCUGCUGAUAGUGGCUUGUUUCGCUCUUUACUCUCAGAUCCCCAUGGACAAGUGGAAAUCAUCAUUAGGUCACAAACGGACUUUCUUAGCAGUCCAUAUAGUUGGACAGCCCCGCACCAGCGUCCUCAAAAAGACCCUGUUCCCAUUUCUCAGCACAUGGGUCUCUUUCAUAACGUUUGUGGCUUUCAUUUUGGUGUUUAAGAUUGAAAUCCCGGCCUACCUCAGUAUGAACGUCCCCUGGCUUUGUUUCUUAAACAGUUUUUUCAUCGUCAUGGUAAAAUCCUGCCGUAGCCGGAUUUUACAGGGAAGGAGGCAAGAGACCUUAUGA
Molecule: messenger RNA, 837 nt
Organism: Chanos chanos (milkfish)
Lineage: Eukaryota; Metazoa; Chordata; Actinopteri; Gonorynchiformes; Chanidae
Gene: gpr160
Product: G protein-coupled receptor 160
Exons: 1
Coding region: 1-837 (278 amino acids)
Cellular component (GO): signaling receptor complex; plasma membrane
Source: RefSeq, a predicted model, not a curated record